UAUGAAAAAUAUAAUACUACUAACAGUUUUAGUAUUAUUCAUAACAAUUUAUUAUUUAAUUUUAGAUAACAUAAUUUUUCAAAGACAGCAGGAAAUCAUAGAACGUUGUUCAACUUCUGGACCUUCGACUUCCCAAUCAGAGAGUGUAUCGGUUGAUCAAAGUGGUUAUGAAUCUUCUGCAUCAUCGAGUGAUUCGAUCAUUCAAACUCCAUUAUACUUAUCAAAUAAUACUCCAAGGAAGCUGAAAUUGAAGACAAAACUACAAUUUGAAACACGGAAAUUUAAGGAAAUGGGUGUACAGAAUGGUUUUUUUUUACAUUGAGGACUGUUUUGUUGGGAAAUUCAGAGAUACUUAGUCAUAAUAAUAUUGUGAACAUAAUUUUUUAUAUUAUGUAUUGUUGUAUUAUUUUUACCAAUAUAUAUUUUUUAUUUUUUUAUUUAUUAUGAAUUUAUUACUAAUAUAUUUUUUUAUUCAAUAAAAUAUUAAUUUAAAUAAAUAACAUUU
Messenger RNA from Daktulosphaira vitifoliae (grape phylloxera), 505 nucleotides. RefSeq lists its product as uncharacterized. The record is from RefSeq and is a predicted model, not a curated record. Bases 2 to 322 code for a protein of 106 amino acids. Lineage: Eukaryota; Metazoa; Arthropoda; Insecta; Hemiptera; Phylloxeridae. The transcript has 2 exons.